UUGACCAUCAAGAUGGCCGGACGAGUAGCUCUCGGGUUGUUGUUCAUAUCAAUUAUCGUCUUGGCAGAAGGCGCUAGAAUUCUGACCAUCAUGCCGUUGGGUGGUAAAUCGCACGACAUCAUAGGAACUGCCUUCGCAAAAGUGCUUGCCGGUGCUGGCCACGAUGUGACUGUGAUAACGGCCUACGCUUCUAAGAAGUUGCCGAAGAAUUAUCGGGAAAUCGUGCUAACUGGAUUGCUAGAAAAAGCUAUGGAAGGUCAAGGUGCUCCUAACUUUUUUGAAAUGCGAGGAGGAAUUAUAGCUUCCUUUUUUAUGUUGGUGAUGAUGUACGGAAUGAUGCCCGGCAGGAUGUCCGAGUUGGCAAUGGAGCAUCCAAACGUUGUGAGUCUCUUGAAAUCCGACGAAAAGUUUGAUGUAGUUCUGUUGGAAUCCUUCGUAGCCGAACAGUUUUAUGGAUUAGCACAACACUUCGAUGCACAUCUGAUUACCUUUUCCGCUGUCGGAAACUCAUUAUGGACCAACGGCCUCGUCGGAUGUCCUCAUCCAACGUCGCACUUGGGACACUUUUUACUCAGCUACACUGAUCGCAUGACAUUUUGGGAACGAUUCGUAAACACAGCCUUCACUGGAUUCGAUCGGAUCUAUUACAACUGGUUCUAUUUGCCGACGCAGAAAAAAUACUACGAUUUAGCGUUUCCCAAUGCUAAACAAAGCUUCGAACAGCAGAUGAAAAAUGUUUCCUUAGUUUUCCUGAACCAACACUUCACACUUAGCAGUCCUAGACCAUAUCCACCCAACAUGAUCGAAGUAGGAGGGAUUCAAAUCGAUGACCCAAAACCGUUACCAAAGGACUUGCAAACGUAUCUUGACGAAGCUACAGAAGGAGUUGUCUAUUUUUGCAUGGGUUCUAACUUAAAAUCAAAGGAUCUUCCAGCUGUGAAGCGAGACGCCUUUCUGAGAGCGUUUGGCAAACUAAAGCAGCGUGUUCUGUGGAAGUUUGAGGAUGAAAAUCUUUCCAACAAGCCAGGAAAUUUGAAAAUCAGCCCCUGGGUUCCGCAAAAUGAUUUGUUGGCCCAUCCGAAUGUGAAACUAUUCAUUACACAUGGAGGUAACCUCGGCACGACGGAAUCCUUAUACCACGGUAAACCGAUGGUAGGAAUACCGAUCUUCGGAGACCAAAUGUUGAACAUUGAAAAGUCCGUACGUGCUGGUUACGCCUUGCGACUUGAUUUCGAUGACAUUAGUGAGGAUACGGUGGGACGAGCUAUCAACACGGUACUGAACGAUCCAUCAUAUGCGAGAAAUGCGAAAUUAGUUUCGGAUAGGUUGCGAGAUCAACCGAUGACUCCGAGGCAAACCGUUGUUUACUGGGUGGAAUACGUGCUGCGACACGGUGGAGCACCGCAGCUGCGUUCACCCGCAAUGGAAUUAUCUUAUUUACAGUACAAUUCAAUAGAUGUGUACGCCGUAAUGCUGUUGCUUUUAGUGGUAAUUGUGGCAACUAAUGUGAUCAUUGUGAAGAAGCUAUACCGGAAGGUGCUCCGAAGGAGUUGCCCGGCUGGUGGAAAAGAGAAGAAAGCCUAAAUCGUUAGUUUUUAAGGCGAAGUGUUAUUUUAUGUUGUUAAUUUUAAAAGAUUAAAAGAAUUACUUAAAGGAGAGUUUACUAAUAAACUUAUAAAAAGUU
Wyeomyia smithii (pitcher-plant mosquito) is the source of this 1684-nucleotide messenger RNA. RefSeq names its product UDP-glucosyltransferase 2-like. The transcript is spliced from 2 exons. Gene Ontology annotation, molecular function: UDP-glycosyltransferase activity. The record is from RefSeq and is a predicted model, not a curated record. NCBI's taxonomy places the organism in Eukaryota, Metazoa, Arthropoda, Insecta, Diptera, Culicidae. The coding region runs from base 13 to 1584 and encodes 523 amino acids.